Fusarium redolens is the source of this 1432-nucleotide messenger RNA. RefSeq lists its product as uncharacterized. NCBI's taxonomy places the organism in Eukaryota, Fungi, Ascomycota, Sordariomycetes, Hypocreales, Nectriaceae. Gene Ontology annotation, biological process: secondary metabolic process. The record is from RefSeq and is a predicted model, not a curated record. The transcript is spliced from 2 exons. Bases 362 to 1345 code for a protein of 327 amino acids.
CUACAAGAUCAAUUUCUAAGCUGUAGCACUACCUCGUAGAUGCCUUUGGCAUUACGAUAAGGACUGUAACCACCGUGGCUGUCACACUAACGGCACUCGCCAGGGCUAGACAGACUCUAAUUCUCCGUGCCGCCCGGGCCGGUCGUGCAAAGAUGCAUCUGCCGGAGAAUCCUUCAUCACGUCGGGUAUAGUACCCAUUGCAGACCUCGUCCUGGAAAAUGAUACCCCGACCUCUAUCUCUCUAUGCACUUCGGUCUCGCGUCACAUUUUCUCUCGCCCGUAAAAAGGCGGAAAGCUUUCUACUCAGAAUCAUGGCCAUAUCAGACGAUAAGCAACAUCUUCAAUACCCCGUCAGCACAGAAUGUCGUCAUCGCACCCCGCUCCCAAAUCCUUCGUGGCAGUUUUCGUAGGGGCAACGAGGGGUAUCGGUCUCUCUACUCUCAAAGUUCUUACCCGGACUUUGCCUAAUCCGCGAAUCUACGUUAUUGGUCGGUCGAAAGCGAGGUUCGCGUCUGAACUUGCUGUUCUAACCGAAUACAACCCCAAUGCUACAAUCCAAUUCGUCGAAACUGAGGUUUCGCUUAUCAAAGCUGUUGAUGAUGCUUGUGAUAGGAUUAUGGGCUUGGAGAACCAUGUGGAUUUGUUGUUUAUGAGUCCAGGAUCAUUGGCGUUUGGUGGACCGCAUUAUACAGAGGAGAAGCUUGAUCUUUGUUUUGCUUUAUCCUUUUACAUCCGCAUGCGUCUUAUCGAACGCUUACUCCCCUUGCUCAUGCGAGCACCCCACCCACGGGUUCUCUCCGUCUUAGCCGGGGGCCAUGAAGGUCCACUAUUCACCAAUGGCGGGGAUAUUGGACUGCGGAUGAAGGGUAACUAUACAGCUCCGAGGGCGGUAAAUCAGGUCACUACAUUGCACAGUCUUGCCUUCAUGUACUUUGCUUCUCAUUACCCAAAGGUGUCUUGGUUGCAUGUCCAUCCUGGUUGGGUGGCGACUACGUUUCUAUCUGAUUUGCUCCAGAGCGCUGGAGUUAUUGGUAGUUUGGCUGGGAAAGUCGUUUUGCCUAUUUAUCGAUGCAUAGCUAUGUCUGAGCAUGAAAGUGGACAGCGACAGGCUGAGUAUGCUUUGAGUGGGAGAUACCCCAGCCGAGACAUGAUUUGUUCUGCUAUGGUGGACGUAUGUAACCAAGCGGCCUGUCAUGGGCCAUGCAGUGGUUUUUAUCGUGUCUUGAGUGAUGGGAGCACAGCUACAGAUAGAAAGGUGUUGGGUCCUCUGGAGGAAGAAGGAUGGCCUCUCAAGAUCUUUGAACAUACUCAGCGGAUAUUCGAUGAGGUAAUGAGUCAGAAGUAGCGAUUUGUCAUUCAAAUCGUUCCAGCUUCUCAUUAAGGGAGCAUCCAGAGCUCAGUGAUCGCCAUUCCUAGGUUAUCAAGUUUUGGG